This is a messenger RNA of Papilio xuthus (Asian swallowtail), 778 nucleotides long. The record is from RefSeq and is a predicted model, not a curated record. Lineage: Eukaryota; Metazoa; Arthropoda; Insecta; Lepidoptera; Papilionidae.
GUGCUUCGAAAAUUAAUCCAUCAGAGCAACUCACUACUCAAACAUGUACACCAAGGUCGUCAUCUUCAUGUGCGCGGCGGGCAUUGCCUCCGCUGGCAACUUGCUCCAUGCUCCCAUCGCUUACAGCGCCGCUCCGGCCGUGUCCUCGGUCUCAUACUCGACCCACGCUGCACCGAUCACCUACGCCGCCGCACCCGCUGUAACCACAUACGCCGCCUCCCCAGUCAUCGCUAAGACCUUAGCCCCAUCCGUCUCCUACCAAUCUAUUUCAACCCACUCAUCCCCGGCUCUCUACGCUAAAACAAUCGCAACUCCCGCCGUUGCCACUUACGCCGCUCCUGUCCUUUCAAAGACCAUCUCUCCAGCGGUAUCCUACUCAUCAGUGGCACACAGCCCUGUGUACGCUACCAGCCCAUUGGUUGCCAAAACUUACGCUGCACCUGUUAUCGCUAAAUCCUACUCGCCUGCCGUAUCUUACUCCUCGGUGUCCUCUCACUCUUCUCCAGUCGCGUACUCCGCUCCUUUGUUGACCAAGACGAUUGCGGCCCCAGCUGUUGCAACUUACGCUGCCGCCCCUGCCUACUCUGCAUACUCUACGGUUCCCGCUCUGAAGACCGCCGUCACUUACUCUGCUGCGCCCGCCGUCUCGCACGUCACCUACACAGGUCUCGGCGCUAGCUACGGCUGGUAAACUACCAAAAAAUAUGUUACUUAUUUAUUGAACAAAUCCGAAAAUGAUGUUUUAUAGCGAAUAUUGUUUUUAUGUACUGCAAUAAAA